Prosopis cineraria is the source of this 1509-nucleotide messenger RNA. RefSeq names its product zinc finger BED domain-containing protein RICESLEEPER 2-like. Bases 1 to 1509 code for a protein of 502 amino acids. The record is from RefSeq and is a predicted model, not a curated record. Gene Ontology annotation, molecular function: DNA binding. The transcript has 2 exons. NCBI's taxonomy places the organism in Eukaryota, Viridiplantae, Streptophyta, Magnoliopsida, Fabales, Fabaceae.
AUGAUGUUGGAUAAUGAAGGCAAUGUUAGAUCUAGACAAAUCAAUAAUCUGCGUAUACGGGAGUUGUUGGGGAUGUUGAUUAUUGAACAUGAUUUGCCAUAUUCCUUUGUUGAAUUUCCUCUUUUUAGGCAAGUUCUUAAGGAAUGUAAUCCCGAUGUUAAGAUUAUAAGUAGAAAAACUGCUGUGUCAGAUAUUAGGAGGUUUUAUGAGCUACAAAAAGACAAGUUGAAGGUGAUUUUGUCAAAGAGUCCUAGUAGAAUAUGUUUGACCUCAGAUUGUUGGACUGCUGUAACAUCUGAAGGUUAUAUAUGCUUGACAGCACAUUUUGUGGAUGAAAAUUGGAAGCUUAACAGUAAAAUACUUUCUUUUUGUAAAAUGGAGCCUCCACAUUCUGGACAUGAAUUAGCUAGCAAAGUUUUUGAGAGCUUAUGUGAUUGGGAGAUUGAAAAGAAGAUUUUUACUGUUACUUUAGACAAUGCAUCUGCAAAUGAUUGUAUGGCUGAGAUCUUGAAAGAGAGGUUGAUUUUGCAAAAUAACUUGAUUUGUGAUGGGGAAUUCUUUUAUGUGAGGUGUUGUGCACAUAUCUUGAACUUGAUAGUUCAAGAAGGUUUAAAGGUGACAAAUGUUGCAAUAAAUAAAAUUCGAGACAGCAUUAAGUAUGUUAAGGUGUCUGAGUCCAGGAUGAAGAUUUUUGGGCAAUGUGUUGAGCAAGUUGGUAGUAUUGACACGUCGAUAGGAUUGCGAUUAGAUGUGCCUACUAGAUGGAAUUCCACUUAUGAUAUGCUUGAAAGUGGAAUUAGAUAUAAAAGAGCCUUUGUUUGUUUGUCUUGUCGUGAUACUAGUUUUAAGCAUUCCUUAUCAAAUGAAGAGUGGAGGAGAGCAGAGGAAAUGUGUUCUUUCUUGCAACCAUGUGCAAUGAUUACAACUUUGAUUUCUGGCACAUCUUAUCCAACCUCAAACAUGUAUUUUGGACAAAUAGCAAAAAUUGAGAUUUUGUUGAAUGAUGCCAUUAGCAAUCGUGAUCCUGUGAUUUCUAAUAUGGCAACUAAAAUGAAAGAGAAAUUUGACAAGUAUUGGAGUGACUAUAGUGUGAUCUUAUCAAUUGGAAGCGUUUUUGAUCCACGAGCAAAGCUUGAAGCAAUCAAGUUUUCUUACUCAUUGAUUGAUCCUGUGAAUUACUACAUGAAAGUUGAUCACAUCAAGCAAAAGUUGUAUUAUAUAUUUGAUCAAUACAAAGAUAUGGGUGGAUCUUCCAAUAAUCGUACAUCAAGUUCAACUCCAACACCAAGUCAACCAAGCUCAAGCACAAGUGGAAGGAUGGUAGAGAAGAAGAAGGAGUCGGCCAUGUCUUGGACUCAGCUUUAUGGUGAUUUUCUUAACUUCAAGAGUAGGGAUGUUUCUUCCGUUGGUAAAUCUGAAUUAGACUAUUAUUUGGAAGAAGCUUCCCUUGAUGGUCACCAGUUUCCAGAGUUGGAUGUGUUACAAUGGUGGAAGACCAAUCAGCAAUGA